Messenger RNA from Fraxinus pennsylvanica, 2346 nucleotides. The record is from the annotation of a GenBank genome assembly. Lineage: Eukaryota; Viridiplantae; Streptophyta; Magnoliopsida; Lamiales; Oleaceae.
AUGGGGAAAUCUGGGGGUAAGAAAAAGAAGAGCGGUGCUAACCAGAACCAAAUGGUGUCUGGGGGAGAUAAUAAUUCCAUCCCUAUCGUUAAUGGAGGUGUUGAUUUGGACUCCUCAAUUUUCUUGAAAAGAGCACAUGAACUUAAAGAAGAGGGAAACAAAAGGUUUCAGGCUAAGGAUUAUUUGGGGGCUCUUCUGCAAUAUGAGAAUGCUCUUAAACUUACUCCAAAAAAGCACCCAGACCGAGCUGUGUUCCACAGUAACCGGGCGGCUUGUUUGAUGCAAAUGAAGCCCAUAGAUUAUGAUACUGUAAUACUGGAGUGUACCAUGGCACUUCAAGUACAAUCUGGGUUUGUCCGGGCCCUUCUAAGAAGGGCUCGUGCAUUCGAGGCUAUAGGGAAGUAUGAAAUGGCUACACAGGAUGUGCAAGCACUACUUGCCACUGAUCCAAAUAAUAAAGACGCCCUAGAGAUUUCAGGGCGAUUGAAGAUGGCACUUGGCCAUUUUCGAGAGGCCCAGCAGGACCUCCAGAGUCGCCCUUCACCAGCAGCUCUUGGGGCAUCUGCUGUGGGGGCACCAAUCGCUGGCCUUGGUCCAUGUUUGCCGGCCAGGCCUGUGCCUAAGAAGCAGGCAUCUGCUGCAGUGGGAUCUGCUGUACCAGCUACUAAUAGUAAAUCAGAAAAGCUUUAUCCAAUACUACCUACUGAGAAUGGUUCUGAGACAAAGAACCAAUAUCCGAAAGUUGUCUUGAAGCCUUUAAAUGGUUCUUCAAAACCCAAUACAAAUGCUAGUAAGGACAACCAAAAGGAACGUUCAACUUCAUCAUCAUCAGUUCACAUUCAUGGGCAAUCUGCUGGCGCUGUGACGCGAUGGAGGCCACUGAAGCUUGUUUAUGAUCAUGACAUAAGGCUCGCUCAAUUGCCAGUGAAUUGUAGUUUUCGAGUGUUGAGGGAUGUAGUUAGCAAACGUUUCCCAAUGUCGAAAUCGGUACUGAUCAAAUAUAAGGAUGAUGAUGGUGACUUAGUGACGAUAACAUGUACGGGUGAACUUAGAAUUGCUGAGUCUUGCGUUGACAAGCUUAUUCCAAAAGACCCUGAUACAGAUCAAGGAGACUCAAUUGGGAUGUUGAGAUUGCAUAUUGUUGAGGUGAGCCCGGAGCAAGAGCCUCCUGUGUUGGAAGAGGAAGAAGAGAAGCCUCUGGAGAGUGAUGGAACUAAAGGAGAUGAGAGUGUUUCACAAUCUUCAACAGGUGACUAUGCUUUGGAAGCUGUGGAUGCUGAGAUUGAUAAGACUGAAAAGAUAAAUCUGAAGGAGAAAACUGAAAAAUCAGAGGACCCUGAGUGCAAGGAGGUGGAGAUGGACGAUUGGCUAUUUGAGUUUGCUCAACUAUUUCGUAGCCAUGUCGGCAUUGAUCCUGAUGCUCAUGUAGAUCUGCAUGAGCUUGGUAUGGAACUAUGUUCUGAAGCCCUCGAGGAAACAGUUACGGGUGAAGCUGCCCAAAGCCUUUUCGACAAGGCUUCUCUGAAGUUCCAGGAGGUGGCUGCUCUGGCUUUUUUCAAUUGGGGAAAUGUUCAUAUGUGUGCAGCAAGGAAACGGAUCCCCAUUGAUGAAUCAGCUUCAAAGGAAUUGAUGGCUACGCAGCUUCAAACUGCACAUGACUGGGUACGAGAAAAAUAUUCUCUUGCCAGAGAGAAAUAUGAAGAGGCACUCUUGAUCAAACCAGAUUUUUAUGAAGGUUUGUUAGCACUGGGGCAGCAACAGUUUGAAAUGGCAAAACUUCAUUGGUCCUUUGUAUUGGCCAAGAAAGAAGAUCUGUCGAAAUGGGAUCCGGCCGAGACUAUUGAACUUUUUGACAGUGCAGAGAUUAAAAUGAAAGCAGCUACUGAAAUGUGGGAAAAGCUGGAAGAGCAGAGAGCAAAAGAACUGAAGGAUCCUAAUAUGAGUAAGAAGGAUGAACUGUUAAAGAGAAGGAAGAAGCAGGGUAGUGAUGUUGAAGGUGAUUCCUCAGCAAUAAGCGGUCAAGGGGAAAUUUCGGCCGAGGAAGCGGCAGAGCAAGCUGCUGUUAUGAGAUCUCAAAUCCACCUAUUUUGGGGGAACAUGCUUUUUGAGCGAUCUCAGGUUGAAUGUAAAUUGGGCUUGCCCGGUUGGAAGAGAAACCUGGAGACUGCAGUCGAGCGAUUUAAACUUGCUGGGGCCUCCGAAGCUGACGUCUUGACAGUUCUGAAAAAUCAUUGUUCCAAUGAGGAGUCUGCUGAAGGAAAUGGAAAAAUGAUUGCGGAACUGAAUAGGGAAGUGGCUGAUAAAGGAGAUGGUGAAAAUGGAGUCUGUCAAGAUUCCGGGAAGUAA